Messenger RNA from Aspergillus bombycis, 2796 nucleotides. Its product is annotated as C6 transcription factor. NCBI's taxonomy places the organism in Eukaryota, Fungi, Ascomycota, Eurotiomycetes, Eurotiales, Aspergillaceae. Gene Ontology annotation, molecular function: DNA binding; zinc ion binding; oxidoreductase activity. The transcript is spliced from 7 exons. Gene Ontology annotation, biological process: regulation of DNA-templated transcription; DNA-templated transcription. The record is from RefSeq and is a predicted model, not a curated record. Bases 1 to 2796 code for a protein of 931 amino acids. Gene Ontology annotation, cellular component: nucleus.
AUGGAACAAGAAGAGCAGUCCUCGCAGCCGGAAAGCACACCGGCGACGCGGCCGAAACCUCGCUCGGACCAUUUGAUGAAGCGCGUGUCGAGAGCCUGUUUGCAUUGCAGGCAGCGAAAGUCGAAAUGCGAUUUAGAUAGUAACGGCAAUCCUGGAGUACCACCUUGCCAGCGGUGUCUUCGAGAUGGUCGCGAAUGUAUUCUGGGGAGUUCAAACCGUGGAGGUCGCCGUAUCCGCAAGAACAAAAUGAAGAACUUCACCCCAGACACAACCCUUUCAGGCCGGCGGGAAUCCGUUGUCGAAUCGAUCAGCCCAACCACUUCAGACAAUCGCCAGUCCACAAAUAACUCAUACCCCGGUCCAGUUGUUUUUGUGCCUCCUGAACCCCCAACGGCGACAUCAAUAUCGGUAGAUGAUGAAGAUACGGCAUCCAUUGGAUCGGUCCCGCGGAAUCCAUCUGAUGCUUGGCAGUGCCUCACAGGCAUUGCCAAAAGAGGUGAUGACGGUCCUACCCCUGAGACGAACCCUGAUUCUCUGCGCACAACCCACAGCGCCUUCUCCUUUAGUGCUCUCCAAAAUGGCACUGUAACCGACUUUCAACCAAACAGUGGCAUAAAGGCUUACAGACUAGUGCAAUCACGGUCCUUGGACCCGGGUACAGUAUGGCAAUUGGUGGUUCGAUACGCCGAAAAUUUCCAUCCGUAUCUCCCUUUGGUGCCGCGGAAAUACUUUAACCGCGGUGCGCUAGAUACCUUCGCCACAAAUGAGAAAUAUCUGCUCACUGCGGUACUUACAAUCGCAUCGAAGGAUUUAGUCGAACGACCAGAGAUCCAUGAAUAUUGUUCGAAAUAUAUGCACGAAUUAAUUUCAGGGAUAGCUGCUGGUGCCGAUUGCGACGUAGAGGCUGUGGAAGCCCUUCUCCUACUUGCCGAAUGGGAACCACAGGGUCUUCGUCCCCGUAUCGAGCGCGUUGGUCGUGGUGAGGAGGAUCGAGCUGCAUGGAUGCAUGUUGGUCUGGCCUUACGGUCAGGUUAUUUCCUAGGCUUGGAUCGGACCUCCUUCCGAGGUGAUCCCUCGGGAGAUACGGAGACGGAGGCCCGCAGAAGGCUAGCAUGGACCAGCUGCUACAUUUCGGAUCGGUUAAUAUCUGUCCGUAUCGGACGAGCUUUCUGGUCCCGUGGACCGGGUCCAAUGACAGGCCUUGUCAGUCAAGAUUUUCCUUCUUUACAACCCAUCAAAGAUGGAGAUGAAGAUUACGCGAGAAUAUUCCAGGCGACUUUGGAUUUAACACAACUUUAUGGGAAUGUUCAUGACGUCCUUUACUCUGGCAUGCGGACUAGCAACCAAAUGAUGCUUAUGGGAGACUAUGUAAAAUACGUGGAUGAUUUUCGUCUCGCGAUUCUGCGAUGGAAGUCACUCUGGGGCUCACUGUCCUGUUCUACGCCAAUACAAGCUACUUUACAACUCUCAUACGAAUAUCUAAGGCUGUACACUAAUGCUUUCGCGUUCCAGGCUGCGAUCUCCCAAUCAAUGGUGUCGAAGUUAAAGAACGAUCAGUCACAGAGGGAACAUCUGAGAUCAACAUUCAAGGAUGUGGCAUCAAUGCAAGAUGCCAGGUUUAUCUAUGAAUCUGUGGAUGCCGCUAAGGCUUACUUGACAAUCCUUGUUGACUUGGUACACCCAGAGAAACAUCUUCACUUUAUGCCUCUCAGGUUCUAUCUGUACGGAAUUUAUGCAGCUGUUUUUCUAUAUAAGUUCAAGGCUCGAUCGUUUGGAGUUAUGCCAAGUAGCGAGGAAACAAAAGUGCGCGAUCUUGUCACACGAACAACCGACGUACUGAAACGAGCAAGUGCUGGGCUGGAUGAUAUCGGUUCACGUUAUUCCCGGCUUCUGGAACUGCUGUGGAGGCCCAAGGCUGCGAUAAUUGCCUCCCCUGCUGGAACACAUCAGAGCAGUGAUUUUCAGGUGCAAAGUAACACUAUGCCCCAUCGCUUGCCUGAGCAAAGAGACACAUAUUUGGACACCAGCACAAUGGGCCAACAAAAUGACAUCACUGGCCGAUUGGCCCUGAUUACUGGAGCCUCUGGAGGGAUUGGAGCAGCUUGUGCUCGCCAGCUGGCUGCAAAAGGCGUCCAUCUGGCUUUGACGUAUUCCACGAAUGUGUCUUCGACAACUGCACUCGCCGAGGAACUCAAAUCCAAACACGCAGACAGCUACAGUCUCCGGAUUUCAAUUCAUAAGGUGGACGUGUCUUCGGCGGACGAAAUACAACGUAUGUUUGAGGAGAUCGACCAACAACAUGGCAAGCGACCGGACAUCUUAGUCUCCAAUGCUGGAUACGGCAAGCGUAUCCCACAGAUAUGGGACAUUUCCCUCGAAGAAUUCGAUUAUACAAUCAAUGUGAACCUACGUGCUUCGUUUAUCUUAGCGAAGGGCGUGGUGGAGCACAUGAAGAGUCAGCGAUGGGGUCGGAUAGUAUUCAUGUCCUCGAUUGCCGGCCAGGGAGGUGGGAUUAAUGGAUGUCACUACGCCGCUUCGAAAGGUGGAAUGACGGGUAUGAUGAAGAAUCUUUCCACCAGACUAGCUGAAUACAACAUUAGCGUCAAUGAUGUUGCACCUGCCAUGAUCGGUGAAACCGGUAUGAUCCCCAGCGCCUCGGCCAUUCCUGAGGUUGCCGCAGGUAUUCCGCUGGGCCGACUAGGCCUUCCAGAUGAAGUCGCCAACGUGGUGACGAUGCUUGUGACGACCGGUUAUAUGACUGGUCAAAGUCUGUUGCUUGGGGGAGGUUUGAAAUAG